Messenger RNA from Metarhizium brunneum ARSEF 3297, 1212 nucleotides. RefSeq lists its product as uncharacterized. The record is from RefSeq and is a predicted model, not a curated record. Lineage: Eukaryota; Fungi; Ascomycota; Sordariomycetes; Hypocreales; Clavicipitaceae.
AUGUCUACCGAAGCGCCGGUCCCCAUCGCCGGGCGGGUUAUAUGCAUGGGAAUAUCGCUGCUGUCGACCACGGCGCUUACUUUAUUUCUGACUCAGAGAUGCCUGGUCAUCAAGUCUUGGACGCGGCUCCCGAUCCUGGUUUGGUUGGUCUUUGCCAUCUACGUCGACUCGUACAUGUUUGUUUUUGCUACCGCUAUACUGCAACAAUCCAUCGGCGUCAACUCGAGUUUGACUACUUGUGAGGGGGCCAUUCUACUUUGUCUGGCGUGUUACGUUACCACCAAGUUUAUUUACCUCUUUUUAGUUGAAAAAGCGCAUUUCGUACGGGGCACUACCAAGAAGAGAAUGCACUCCAAGCUGUACAUGUUCAACUGUUUCGGUAUGCUCGGAUUAUACGUGGUUGUCGGAAUCCUCAACGUCGUCUUCCGUAUAGCCAAGUUGGAAAACGGCGUGUGCGAGAUUGGCAUGAAAAGCGCGGCCAUGAUCCCGCUCCUUGCCUUUGACACCGUGGCGAAUAUUUACCUGACGAUUCUUUUCCUUGUUCCGCUGCGCAAUCUUUAUUCGUACAAGAGCAUGCCCCGAACACCGGCGACCUUGAGACUACGGAGCGUUGCUACCCGAACCCUUUGUGGCGCCAUGGCCACGCUGCUGAGUAGUAUAGUAAACAUUGCGGUCCUCAUGGCGCUCGGCGGAGAAGCAGGCUGGAUCUGCCUGCUGUGCUGCAAUUGCGACAUUUUGUUCUCUGCCAUUGUCAUCCAAUGGAUCACCUCCAAGGACAAUGCGGGCACCGCGAGCACGGCCUCGACAGAUGGAGAGGCCAAUGGACCGCUUAAGCCGACCGCCACACAAGAGCUCAAGCCCGGUGCGUUGCCAUCUACGUGUUCUGCUCUUGGGAGCGAUUCUCUCUCCGCCAUGGAUCGAUGCUCGACGAGAAGUGACACGAACACGGAUGGGCCUCAUGGUUGCGGGGGUAUACUCGUCACCACGACGAUCAAACGGGAGGAGAUGCAACCGGACGGCACAAAAAGGUCCCGCGAUGGGGAAAGGGGAACAAUACAGACUCAUGAAAGCUAUUUGGCAGAGGAAGGCCGCGUGCACUUGGACGGCUCCGUGGGUGAUGACUACAACUCAGUCGUCGCAGACGGUUGUGGCGGCUACAAGACCAUUAUUACCGCAGAGCCUAGCACAGUGCAACAACCAAGGCGAGGAUAA